Phacochoerus africanus (Common warthog) is the source of this 1216-nucleotide messenger RNA. It is a transcript of the gene THOC6, whose product is annotated as THO complex subunit 6. NCBI's taxonomy places the organism in Eukaryota, Metazoa, Chordata, Mammalia, Artiodactyla, Suidae. Gene Ontology annotation, molecular function: protein binding. Bases 147 to 1133 code for a protein of 328 amino acids. Gene Ontology annotation, biological process: mRNA export from nucleus. The transcript is spliced from 13 exons. The record is from RefSeq and is a predicted model, not a curated record. Gene Ontology annotation, cellular component: THO complex; transcription export complex.
UAGUCCACGCCCGGCUUCGAAGCAGCUGGCAAGCAGUCGUGCCCUGAUCUCUGUUUCGCGUGGGCUUUUGGUGGGACUCGGAUUCUGACCCGUGGGCGGGAGAGUAACCCAGAAAUACCUCAGGGGCCUUACAUGAAAGUCAAAAGAUGGAAGUAUUUCAGGCCCUGCAGCGGCUGCACAUGACCAUCUUCUCCCAGAGUGUCUCACCUUGUGGGAAGUUCUUGGCGGCUGGCAACAAUUAUGGGCAGAUAGCCAUCUUUAGCUUGUCUGCUGCUCUGAGCUCCGAGGCCAAAGAGGAAAGUAAGAAGCCCAUUGUGACUUUCCAAGCCCACGAUGGGCCUGUCUACAGCAUGGUGUCCACUGAUCGACAUCUGCUUAGUGCCGGGGAUGGGGAGGUGAAGGCCUGGCUUUGGGCGGAGAUCCUCAAGAAGGGCUGUAAGGAGCUGUGGCGUCGUCAGCCCCCAUACAGGACCAGCCUAGAAGUCCCUGAGAUCAAUGCUUUACUUCUCGUCCCCAAGGAGAAUUCCCUCAUCCUGGCGGGUGGAGACUGUGAGCUGCACACGAUGGACCUUGAGACAGGGGCCUUCACCCGGGCCCUCCGGGGCCACACGGACUACAUCCACUGCCUGGCGCUGCGGGAGAGGAGCCCCGAGGUGCUCUCUGGUGGCGAGGAUGGGGCCGUGCGGCUCUGGGACCUCCGCACGGCCAGGGAGGUCCAGACGAUCGAAGUCUACAAGCAUGAGGAGUGCUCGAGGCCCCACAAUGGGCGCUGGAUCGGAUGUUUGGCAACUGACUCAGACUGGAUGGUCUGUGGAGGUGGCCCGGCACUCACCCUCUGGCACCUUCGAUCUUCCACACCCACCACCAUCUUCCCCAUGCGGGCACCGCAGAAGCACGUUACCUUCUACCAGGACCUGAUUCUGUCAGCUGGCCAGGGUCGCUGCGUCAACCAGUGGCAGCUGAGCGGGGAGCUCAAAGCUCAGGUGCCUGGCUCCUCCCCUGGGCUGCUGAGCCUCAGCCUCAACCAGCAACCAGCAGCCCCUGAGUGCAAGGUUCUGACAGCUGCAGGCAACAGCUGCAGGGUGGACGUCUUCACCAAUCUGGGCUACCGAGCUUUCUCCCUGUCCUUCUGAGCUGCAGCAGCGCCUCCACAUCCAUCUCCGGAGUCUGGAGUGUUUCUUCUUUUUUUUAUACAAAUAAAGUUUUAGGCUUUUUU